Eimeria mitis is the source of this 627-nucleotide messenger RNA. RefSeq names its product ribonuclease II RNB family protein, putative. Lineage: Eukaryota; Apicomplexa; Conoidasida; Eucoccidiorida; Eimeriidae. The record is from RefSeq and is a predicted model, not a curated record.
AUGUACCCAAUACACGUCCCUCUCCUGCUGCUGCUGCUGCUGCUGCUGCUGCUGCUGCUGCAGCAGCAGCAGACGGUGCAGCAGCAGCAUGCUGCUGCUGAAGAUGAGGUCCCCACGCAGCCGGCGUUGCAGCUAUUUGUGCCGCUGCUGCGGCAGGCGCGCAGCUGCAGCCUGGCUACCCUUGGGCUUGAGUUAGUAUCAUGGAACGAGGAGGAGGCCCCUGCUGCUGCUGCUGGUGCUGCUGCUGCUGGUGCUGGUGCUGCUGCUGCUGCUGCUGCAGGUGCUGCAGCAAGCCCCUCUUCAGCAGCUGAUGGAGGCAGCUGCAUUCGUUCUAUCCGUGUGCGGCGUCUGCGGAGGCCAGUUGACUCUUCUUCCCCGCAGCAGCAGCAGCAGCAGCAGCAGGAGCAGCAGCAGCAGCAGCAGCAGGAGGAGCAGCAGCAGGAGGAGGCUGGUGAGAGUUCGUUUGUGCGUGUAGAUGAGGAGACAGCUGAGCUGCUGCGGGGGCCCCCCUGCUGCUUAACUGGAUUGAGAGAAGGAGAAGAAGCUGUGCUGCAGCUGCUGGGGAAUGUCCGCGUGCUGCUGCUGCCGGGAGAGAGGCAGUGGGCCGUGCGGCUUUGCUUCGAUUGA